Microstroma glucosiphilum is the source of this 1763-nucleotide messenger RNA. RefSeq names its product Metallo-dependent phosphatase. Gene Ontology annotation, molecular function: protein serine/threonine phosphatase activity. The transcript has 6 exons. The annotation marks the transcript as partial. Gene Ontology annotation, cellular component: nucleus; cytosol. NCBI's taxonomy places the organism in Eukaryota, Fungi, Basidiomycota, Exobasidiomycetes, Microstromatales, Microstromataceae. The record is from RefSeq and is a predicted model, not a curated record.
CGAAGCAUCUUCCUCCGCAUCCCCAGCGCCAUCCCUCUCCUCCCUCGGCGAAGGAUCAUCACACCCAACCUCCCCCUCGGCCACGUCUGCUGACCUCCCGCCCUCGCCCACAGCAAAGACGCUCUCCUUGUCCCCAUCGGAAAGGGAAGAAGAGGGCAAGCGACUCAAGGAUGAGGGCAACAAGCUCUUCCUCGCAGCAGACUUUGAGUCCGCCAAGGUCAAGUACGGAGAGUCGCUAGCUGCGGACCCAUCCUCCCACAUCGUCUGGUCUAAUAGAGCUGCAUGUGAACUCAAGCUGGAGCAGCACGGUCUAGCAAUUGAAGACGCCACCAAGGCCAUCUCACUCAACCCCGCAUUCUCCAAAGCAUACUACAGGCGAGCCUCGGCCUACAUGUCCAUCUUGCAGCCAAAGAAGGCCCUCACCGACCUGCAGCAGAUCCUCAAAUUAGAGCCUUCCAACCGACAGAUUCUUCUUCAAGCUCAGGAGACGCAGAAGCUGAUCCGAAAACUCGCCUUUGCAGAAGCCAUUCGUGUCGAAGACGGUCCCAGCGUUGCUGAUUCCAUAGAGGAACAGCUCAAGUCCGGAUCAGCGGGCACACUGGUCAGCAAAGACUACAAGGGCCCCCACUUGCCUGCAGGCCCCGAGGGCCAAGAACAUUUGGGAAGCAUCACAGAAGACUUCAUCAAUGAAAUGAUCGAAUUCUUCAAAAAGGAGGGUAGAUUACCCGUAAAGUACGUCUGGCAGAUCUUGCUGGGCGCCAACAGGGCCUUCCUCGCAGAAGACAGCCUGGUGGAGCAUACCGUAGAGGAAGACGCCACAAUAGACGUCAUUGGCGAUACUCAUGGACAGCUAUUCGACUUCCUCAACCUACUAUCAAAGACUGGACGGCCCAGUGAAAAGCAUGCUUUGCUGUUCAACGGAGAUCUCGUCGACAGAGGCAGCUACGGACUUGAAAUUAUCCUCAUCACCUUUGCAUACAAGUGGCUUUAUCCUAACAGGACCCGGUUGAACCGCGGCAACCAUGAAGCUCGCAGCUUGAACGGGAUGUACGGCUUUGAAGCGGAAACCAAGGAGAAGUACAAGGGCGAUACGACCUUCAAGCUCUUCUCUGAAGUCUUCGAGUCUAUGCCUCUGGCAACGCUGAUCAGUGCUACUCAGAAGCCCGCACCGACCGAGUCUCUGCCUUGGGACGCGAGCCCGGCACAGACGUCGCCGAUCCUCUCCAAAGACGGUCGCAAGCGGUUCUUGGUCGUGCACGGCGGCCUGUUCUCCAAAGACGGUGUGACGCUAGACGACAUCAAGGCCAUUCCUCGGACAAAGCUGAAGCAGCCUGGACAGUCCGGUCUCAUGAUGGAGAUCCUGUGGGCAGACCCAUGUGCUGCGAAUGGCCGAGCACCCAGCAAGCGUGGAGUAGGCACAGGUUUCGGACCAGGUGAGACGAAUCUUCUGGAGAUUUCAGACGACGAAAGAGACCUUCUGACCUCGCAUUUGCUACACAGACGUUACGAGGGCAUUCUGCGAGUUGAAUGGAGUGACUGCCCUCCUGCGCUCCCACGAGAUGCGACAAGAAGGCUACACAGAGGAGCACGACGGACUAUGUGUUACCAUCUUCUCCGCUCCUGCCUACUGUGGAGUUGGAGACAACAAGGGUGCCUUUGCAAGAAUCGAUGCGCAGGGCACCAUGCGCUUCACCAGGUACGAGGCCGUGCCGCCCCAGGGAGUCAAGCCGAUGGCAUACACCAAGAACCUUGGUGGUAUGCUG